AUGGGUUCGAGUUCGUUAUCUUUCGACAUUGUAAUUUCUCUUUUGUUGAUUCUGAAUAACUUUGGUGCCUAUGGCACUUGCCCACCGGAUUUCAAGGAUGUGGGCGAUGGGGUCUGUAUGAUUCAUCUGCCGCUUGCAACCACCUACUGUGCAGCUCACCAGCUAUGCGAAGUGAAGGGCAAGAAAAGGGGUUUACGACUUUUCGUUCCGGGCAUUCAUGCGGAGAGAAUUCCCACAUUCUUUCCAAGUGCCGCGACAGUAUUCACAAGCUUGCAUGCAAUGUUGAACCGGUCUAGCGAUCUUCGAGCCGGGUGGCGAGUAGGUGAUCCGGGGUUUGCAAAUCUCGAAAUUGGCAACAACGCUAACGCAGUAAGGUGGUAUUCUGGUGAACCAGACGAGCCCAAUGAAGCGAUUGCGCUUUAUGAAAAUGGUAGACUCGUCGAUAAGAUACAAACUGCGCUAAACGCCAGUGAUGGCAUUUGUGAAAUCUCUAAUCAAUCAGAUAAUGGAUCGUUUGAACGAUUUCUGAUCAACUGGCCCUAUUCAUUUAAUUCCGUCUAUUUGCAGGAUAGUUGGGCUUCCGGCUGUUUCACUUCAACUGUGGUACCGACUUUGUUAUCCUGCGGAUUUCAGUAA
This is a messenger RNA of Echinostoma caproni, 636 nucleotides long. NCBI's taxonomy places the organism in Eukaryota, Metazoa, Platyhelminthes, Trematoda, Plagiorchiida, Echinostomatidae. The record is from the annotation of a GenBank genome assembly.